Messenger RNA from Daphnia magna, 1507 nucleotides. RefSeq names its product neuronal acetylcholine receptor subunit alpha-2. Gene Ontology annotation, molecular function: neurotransmitter receptor activity; transmembrane signaling receptor activity; extracellular ligand-gated monoatomic ion channel activity. Gene Ontology annotation, biological process: chemical synaptic transmission; monoatomic ion transmembrane transport; regulation of membrane potential. The transcript has 11 exons. Gene Ontology annotation, cellular component: neuron projection; synapse; membrane. The coding region runs from base 147 to 1478 and encodes 443 amino acids. NCBI's taxonomy places the organism in Eukaryota, Metazoa, Arthropoda, Branchiopoda, Diplostraca, Daphniidae. The record is from RefSeq and is a predicted model, not a curated record.
CUCAAUAGAGUUGUGGCUUCGGACAAAAUGAGUUUGACUUUUAGCCCCCAGUCUUCUUUGUGUUUCGGCUAUAUGCAGUAGUGCGCCAAAACUAUCAGUUGUAGCCACUUCCCUUGUCUACACCACAGCAAAAUCUGAAAAGGAGAAUGGCGUUGUUUUUCUUGCUGAUGCACGUGGUUCUGUUUUGUUCGCCGGUUCUAGAAGCUCAGACACCGAAUUCCCCAUAUUUCAGUUGGACCAAAGAGCUUAAAAAUGAGCUGUUCUAUGUUCGCCAAUAUGAUAAACAUGCAAGACCAAUAUUGAACAGCAGUGAACAAGUUAUCCAAGUAGACGUGCGGUUUAGUUUCUCACGGGCUGUUUUCAACGAGAAGGACGGCAUUCUAGAGACAAAUGGAUGGCUUGGAUUGCGCUGGCUUGACAGUAUGCUGAAGUGGGACCCUUCAGAGUUUGGUGAUAUGCGCAACCUGAAGCUGAUUUCGGACUUAUUGUGGAAACCAGAUAUAGUGGUGUUUAACAGUGUGCGAGGCUACGAUCCCAUGCCUCCAUCUCAAGCAACUCUCCUUCAUGACGGUACGGUGUACUAUAUACCACCUUUGUAUCUAGUAACACCCUGUGACCCAGACUUGACUAAAUGGCCAGAAGGCUUUAUAAAAUGCGAAAUACGAUUUGGUGCGUGGACUUUGGAUAGCACCGAAAUACUCCUCGGUAUUUUGGAAAAUGAAACAAAGGCAGACCUUAUACAUUAUGAAAGUUGGAGUUCGCAGUGGGAGAUAACAGAAACAGCUGUUUCAACCAACUCUUACUUCAAUUGCUGUAACCCAUAUUACCAAGAUGUAGCUGUCACUGUUCACUUGAAAAGAAAUUCUUCUCCAGCAGAAAAAAUUGUUAUAGUAUCCUCUGCUGGGAUAUGGAUAAUUGUCUUGUCAUCAUACUGGAUGAGCCCCAAUUCAGCUGAUCGCCAAACAAUUGGAUAUUCAGGAUUCAUUGGGAUGAUAUUGAUCCUUGUUAUUUUUCUAUGGAAAUUACCGACAGGAAAAAACGUCCCAGUUCUCUUGAUUACUCAUCUCGUGCUACUUCUGCAAUGCGGUUCAAAUUGUGCUGUCACGAUGAUGAACCGUAGGCUUCUUCAACGGUCUCCGAAAUCCGCGCCCUAUUGGGUGAGGCGUAUGGUGAACAAUAAAAUACUGGAUACGUUGUCACCUAGACGCGAAAUGCUGACAGAAAUCGAGUUGAAUCAGGCUCAUAUCCCAUUGGGCACUGGGAAUGACUCAAGCACACUUCUGUCAUCUUCAUCAACUGUGCCGGAUGAAACCGGCCAACCACGUCUGAUGCAGACUUUCAAAACGUGUAUUUCAGAAGACUUAGACAUUUGGUACCGUGUGGCUACUCUUUUUGAUCGACUAGCGUUUUCCAUCUAUCUUCUGAGUUUUAUCCUUGUUUCGGCAUUCAUAGUUGUCUUGUAUACAAGAGAAAAAUGAGCACUGAAUGAAGAGAUGUGAACAGCUGA